GGGCGUCAGUACCUUAUCCAAAUUUCAAUCGACUUGUUCUGCGGAAAAAUGUUGAAAAUGGCUUCUCCUUCGCAUUUGUUCUCCGUUACCUCUGAUUGGCAGUUUCUGCAGCAAUAUCUAUGGGGUUCGAAGCACAGGGCUUUUCCAUCGACUGUGUUCCUCAUUAAUAAGGAUUUACCGUUGAACGCUCCCAAGCUCCGGUUAAAAGCAGUUGAUGGCUUCUCCGGUGAUGGCCUCCUGGACGGAAACACUCUUUCCAAGGCCACCCACAAUAAUCAAGAAACUAAAACAAAGAGCAUCGUGUGUGCAGAUUGUGAUGGAAAUGGGGCAAUAUUGUGUUCACAAUGCAAAGGGAGUAGUUUGAACUCGGUCGACCAUUUCAAUGGGCAGUUCAAAGCUGGUCAACUGUGCUGGCUUUGCCGAGGUAAGAAGGAGAUUCUAUGCGGCAACUGCAACGGAGCUGGCUUUAUCGGUGGAUAUAUGAGCACAUUUGAUGAAUGAAUGGAAAUUAAGUUUGGAAUGGCUAGAUAUAUAUAGAGUGCUCUGUGUACCGCCAAACAUGCCAAUAUUGUUUGAAGCACAAAUAUAAUGCAGUGGAUGGCUGGUGCGCGUGUGCUGGAGAAAUUAAGUCUGGCUUGUCAUUCGUUCAUUUUGAAAUGAUUAAUGAAUGAAUUGUAUGUGGCCAUGUGGGGAUGGAUUAUUCCCUUGCACAUUCAGUACUAUAUAUCCCCCCCCUUAAGACGUGCAAAUGCAAACUCAUUUCCUUAUUAAUACUCCGUACUAUAAAAAUAAGGAUACAUA
Molecule: messenger RNA, 801 nt
Organism: Cuscuta epithymum
Lineage: Eukaryota; Viridiplantae; Streptophyta; Magnoliopsida; Solanales; Convolvulaceae
Source: the annotation of a GenBank genome assembly